AUGGUCGACCGAAUCCAUGCAAACGAGGGCAGUGCAGCUAACAUCAUACAAUUGGCAGUUAUCCAACAAAUGGGCUUAGAGACAAAGAUUAAUAAAUCAGCCAAGUCACUGACUGGUUUUAAUGGCGUAACAACGGUUACCUUGGGCACGAUAGAUCUCGAUGUCUACUCCCCACCUAUAAUCAGCUCGCAAAUGUUCAUGGUCAUUGAUGAAGUCUCACCCUACAAUGGCAUUCUAGGCAGACCAUGGAUCGGCAAGAUCAACGCCAUCACCUCCGCUACACAUCAGAAGAUUCGCUACCCAAUCCUUGGGGGUGGUAUCAGCCAGAUCAACAAUGAUAAAACAUUGGCGAGGAAAUGCUCAGCUCAAGGGCUAAAGAAAGGCAAGCAAACACAGUUCCUCCCUGUGAAUCAAGCAGAGCUAAAGGGAGUACAACAAGCAGAGGAGAAAGUAGAUCCUGUUCCUGACGACCGACCAGACUAG
Messenger RNA from Prunus armeniaca (apricot), 483 nucleotides. The record is from the annotation of a GenBank genome assembly. NCBI's taxonomy places the organism in Eukaryota, Viridiplantae, Streptophyta, Magnoliopsida, Rosales, Rosaceae.